Messenger RNA from Brachypodium distachyon (stiff brome), 1739 nucleotides. Its product is annotated as UNC93-like protein 1. The record is from RefSeq and is a predicted model, not a curated record. The coding region runs from base 119 to 1552 and encodes 477 amino acids. The transcript has 2 exons. NCBI's taxonomy places the organism in Eukaryota, Viridiplantae, Streptophyta, Magnoliopsida, Poales, Poaceae.
ACCAGCAAGAUCCCAUCUAUAAAUACCACCACCUCUGACCGUCUUCCUCCUCGCCUUCGUCUCCGCCACUCCAACCACCAACUGCCGUGCCCACUCCGCGCGGUGCGCCCCCAUCCCCAUGGAGGAAGGAAGGAAGGAGAUGGCCAUGCGGGAGCUGCCGGCGGGGUCGGAGUCGCCGCCGCCGGUGCCGCCGCCUCGCCGCGGGCUGCGGUACAACUCGCCGCUGGUCCAGGUGUCCCUGAUGGGCCUGGUGUGCUUCUGCUGCCCCGGCAUGUUCAACGCACUCUCCGGCCUGGGCGGCGGCGGGCAGUUCGACCACACCACCGCCGACAACGCCAACACGGCGCUCUACGCCUGCUUCUCCGUCUUCGGCAUCCUCGGCGGCGGCGCCCACAACCUGCUCGGCCCGCGCACCACGCUCCUCCUCGGCUCCCUCACCUACCCGCUCUACGCCGCCUCCUUCCUCUACUACAACCACCGCCGCAAUUCCCAGGUCUUCCCCGUCACCGCCGGCGCUUUCCUCGGCGCCGGCGCCGGCCUACUCUGGGCGGCGCAGGGCGCGAUCAUGACCUCCUACCCGCCGCCCAACCGCCGGGGCAGCUACAUCUCCCUCUUCUGGUGCCUCUUCAACCUCGGCGGCGUCCUCGGCGGCCUCCUCCCCUUCUCCUUCAACUACAACCGGCGCGCCGACGCCGCCAACGUCAACGACGCCACCUACAUCGCCUUCAUGGCCUUCAUGCUCGUGGGCGCCGGGCUCACCUUCCUCGUGCUGCCCCCGUCCAAAAUCGUCCGCGACGACGGCACCCGGGCCACCAGUGUGACAUACUCCUCCGUCUCCACCGAGGGCUGGGAGAUCCUCAAGCUCUUCACCAACUGGAGGAUGCUGCUCGUGCUCCCCGCCGCCUGGGCCAGCAAUUUCUUCUACACCUACCAGUUCAACAACGUCAACGGCCUCCUCUUCACCCUCAGGACCAAGGGGCUCAACAAUGUCUUCUACUGGGGCGCGCAGAUGGUCGGCUCCGCCGGAAUUGGAUACUUCCUCGACUUCGGCUUCUCCAGCCGGAGGAAGAGGGGGCUCAUCGGGGUCGCCGCCGUGGCCGUGCUGGGCACGGCGAUUUGGGCGGGCGGCCUGGCCAACCAGCUCAGGUACCUGGAUGGCACGUUUCCGAAUAAGAUCGAUUUCAAGGAGGGCAGCCGAUAUGCAGGGCCUUUCCUGCUCUACUUCAGCUACGGAUUGCUCGACGCCAUGUUCCAGAGCCUCAUCUACUGGAUCAUCGGCGCGCUCGCCAACGACUCACAGAUCCUCAGCAGAUAUGUUGGUUUCUACAAAGGAGUGCAGAGCGCAGGAGCAGCUGUGGCAUGGCAAGUCGAUACCCACAAGAGAUCCCUGCUGUCGCAGCUGAUCGUGAACUGGGGGCUCACCACCAUCAGCUACCCAUUGCUCGCGCUUUUGGUGUUCUUGGCUGUGAAGGACGACGACAACUCGGUCUCCAACGUGGAGGAUGGCAAAGAGAAAGAUACCAAAAUGGCUGCGCCAACAAGCUUCCAUUGAGGGUAAAUAGAGGUCAUUACAGUCAUUCCGUGUGUUCGUCUUCAGCGCGGUAUCUAGAAACUUAUCAGGCAGGUACAUUGGUCAUUGGUUUAGGUCGGUGGUGAAUGAACAAGUACUCAAAGUGCAAUCUUGUGUUGUGCUUAAUUACCCAUGUGAUUUUUCCUCUGUUCUCAUGUGAUUUUUCCUC